UUUCCGUUCACACAGAAGUCACUGUUAUAAAUUCACUCACUGUAUCUUCGGAAUCGCGCGCAGGAGUGAGUUCACGUGCACGGGAGCCUCUUGCCGUGUCGUCGCUAUCUCAAUAAUAAAAUGAUCUAUCUGCGGCGACCGGCAACAAUGAGCGAAAGAGACCCGCUUCGCGUCCUAUGCACGAGGUCCGGCAGACAAUUGACAGGUCCACCAGGCCACACAGGUCAGUGCAACCGUGAAGAAAAAAGAAUUUGCAAGAGGAAAAUUUGCGGCUGUUUAGAGAGAAGGGAGAAGAAGACACAUAGGGAAGAGGAAAGAGGGCAGAGUGAUGGUGGAGAGAGUAUCAUACAGGGAAGCAGACAGAAGGAAAGGGGAAGGAGGAUGGAAGAGAAAAGGGGGAAGAUGGAAGAGCGACGAGGGAAGAGGAAACAUGGAAAAGGGAAGAAGGAAGAUAGGAGAAUGGUAGUGGAGGUAGUACCAUAUAGAGAAGAGGUUAUAGGGAAACAGGGAAGAGGGAUGAGGGAGGAUGGAAAAGAGUAGAAGAGGGUGGAAAAGAGUAGAGGGAAGAGGGAAGAGGGAGGAUGGAAAAGUGGUAAUGGGCGGAGUAUCAGGGAAGAUGAUACAGGGAAACGGAAGAAGGGAAAUCGAAGAGGGAUAAGAGAGGGUGGAAAAUGAAAGAAGAAAAAGGGGAAAUCGAAGAGGGAAGAGGGAAGAGAGAAGAUGGAAGAGGGAAGAGAAAACAUGGAAGAGGGAAAAGGAAAGAGGGAAGAGGGAAGAGAGGAGAAUGGUAGUAGAGGGAGUACUAUAUACCCCCCGGACACGAGUACAUAUGGCAGAAUACAUAAAAACAAUAAUCCCCGGGUUAGCCUGAGGAUAGCGCAUGCUCCGUGCGUUUACGUGCCUCCCGCAGUGCACCUUGCAUUUUAGUCUGAUAACGGAGCUUGCCGGAUACGGACGCAGCUCCCAGUACUUCCGAAGCAAGCUCCCUGGUACUUAUUACUCCGAAGCUUCCGGUUAUAAUUCUCUCCAGUUAUCGAGUGUUAUAUCAGAUAAAGUCUUAUACCGAGAUACAGUGAGUGAAUUUGUAACAGCGAUAUCUGUGUGAACGGAAGAGAAGCCAGUAACAACGCGAAGUUCGACAUCCAGCCAAUUCGGAAUAGAAGGCGCCACCGUUCGUCAACUCACUGUAUACCAACCGAGAUAAUAGCAAAAAUACCCGUAUAAGAACAAUGGUAAGUGUAUUAAAAAAAUACGCAACUUGCCGAUACAGAACUCAGUGGCCUGAGACAUCACGAAUUAACCCAUUAACGCCCACAGGACAGAAUUUCGACAUUGAAGUUCGAGUUGAUGCCGUUCAAUGAAUUUGAGAAAAACAAAGUUCCAAACUACCUUUUCCUAUGUUUUUGAGGGUGCUCUCUCAAAUGGUGAUGGUUAAAAAAUUCUUAAAAAAUAUUUGACCAUGGAAAAAUUAAAAUUAAUCCAAAGAAACGUCAUUUUUCGCUUGCAUUUUUUUUUGUAAUGACUUUUCGUUCCCUUUUCAUUUUUUUUUAUGACUUAAACCUAUUCAGAUCGUGGCCUCGAUGUCUGAACUUAAAAUAAAUAAAGUUAGUAAGGUCUAAAAAAUUGUUACUAAAACAAAAUGGCGGCCUAAUUGAAAAUUUUUUUUUCAAAACUUUACGAAUUUUUUCCUCGAAAACGAUAGACUUUAUCAAAAAUUUUCUGAGAACAAAAAUGUCUUAGAAUUGGUCAAAGAGUACUCUCAAAUUUUUUCAGAAUGUUCCGAAGCGAUUUUCGAUUUUUUGAAAAAUCGUAAAAUCGAUAUUUUGAAAAAUUUCAUCAAAAAAUCUGAAAAAAUUUGAUAAUAUUCUUUGACCAAUUCUGAGACAUUUUUGUUCUUAGAAAAUUUUUGAUA
Molecule: messenger RNA, 1912 nt
Organism: Odontomachus brunneus
Lineage: Eukaryota; Metazoa; Arthropoda; Insecta; Hymenoptera; Formicidae
Product: cilia- and flagella-associated protein 251-like
Exons: 2
Coding region: 121-540 (139 amino acids)
Source: RefSeq, a predicted model, not a curated record